GUUUCUCAGAGCCAUCAAGGAACUCUUCCUUACCGCUCCGUGUUGCUUUCUAUAAGCAAUCUUCAGCACUUUCCCGAUGUCUUUCACAGCCUUGCCAUUUAGAUGGCAGUAUAGUUCGUGUCGACCCUGCUUGGUCAGUACAUAUGUGGUACGCGUGGGUACGGCCAUCCACACGCAUGCCGACUGUGUUUCGAUGAUUGUCAAUCAAUAUCCCCGCAACGCGAUUGUGCCGCGUAUGUCCAAAAACUAUGCUGCCUCACUCCGCACAGUAUCUACAACUCGUGACUUACAUUGUAGAUGUCUCUGACGCAACAAUGUACACGUGAAGUCCAACUUUGCGGCCCGCAUCGCUAUCGACAACUCGUAUCUUCUUCAGAGCCAUGGAAAAUUCUGGACUAUUUCAAGCUGGACAGUAACGGCUC
Messenger RNA from Desarmillaria tabescens, 422 nucleotides. RefSeq lists its product as uncharacterized. NCBI's taxonomy places the organism in Eukaryota, Fungi, Basidiomycota, Agaricomycetes, Agaricales, Physalacriaceae. The record is from RefSeq and is a predicted model, not a curated record. Bases 77 to 307 code for a protein of 76 amino acids. The transcript is spliced from 2 exons.